AUGACUGAGCACGACGGCUGUCGUCAGGGCGCUGCUGCGACCCAAUCCAGCCUGGACCCGCUUAGUGUCGCUUUGGGAUCCGUUGCGGACUGCGGCGAAUCACCACCCUCACUUUACGAUGCUAAAACUAUCAUCGCAGACAUCAGAUUCCGUCUUUCGCGUGGACCAUCUGGUGAGGACUGGAAGGAAUAUCGCUUAUCAGGUCAGGAAUGGACAAAGCUGAAGGAUCUCCUUGCUGAACUCGAAUUGGGGCAGAAAGUGUUGUACCACUAUUUCCCUCGAUCCCAAACCUUUGUUCACAAAAUGACUUCUACUCUGCACGGACAUUUCUCCCGGUCGUUCGGCUACCUGCUGCGGGACGCCCUGGUGAUCCUGUGCUGUGAAGCUCAAGAAUCCAAACGCUUCAUGGAUGAGAUUGAUGACUUUGGGGAAAGCCAAAUAACAGGCCUUGGCACCCAUGUACCCGAUGGCUUCUUUGGACACGAAAUGGCAGGGGGUGGUGUUGUUUUUGAGUUCGCCUAUUCGCAGAAGACCAAAAGACUACGAGAGUUGGCGCAAUUCUACCUACUCGAGAGCGACCUUGACGUGCAACUCGUUGUCGGUGUGGACUAUGACUACGUAAAUCGCACUAAGAAGGCUACUCUCCUGAUCUGGAAACGUGACGAGUCGGAUCCUGCUGGCGGCGUCAAGCUGAGGGAAUACGUUGAGGUCGGUGAAAUUCCCCCCUCCCUCUUUGGACAACUUUCUUAUAUUCGUGCUCAGGAGCUGCGAUCCGAAGAUGGCACACCCAUUCCGGGUCCCGAUCUGCAAAUAACCAUGUUCGACCUAGCCCCUCCCGACUGCAUCCCCCCUUCCCUCCGUCAUGCGACAAUCAACCUUUCGGUCGAGGAUAUCUGUGAAAAGAUCCAGAAGGCCGAAAAAGCCCAGGAGGCUCGACACCAAAAGGCCAAAGAAGCUCAGGAGGCUCGACGCCAGAAGGCGCGCUCUUUGAGGAAUAUGGUACCUGAUACUGGACACUCCUCCCAGCCGGUCCCAGAUUCGGUCGAAGCGGAUGAAAGUGAGGCAGAUCCUUAA
Molecule: messenger RNA, 1074 nt
Organism: Fonsecaea multimorphosa CBS 102226
Lineage: Eukaryota; Fungi; Ascomycota; Eurotiomycetes; Chaetothyriales; Herpotrichiellaceae
Exons: 2
Coding region: 1-1074 (357 amino acids)
Source: RefSeq, a predicted model, not a curated record